Messenger RNA from Saimiri boliviensis boliviensis (Bolivian squirrel monkey), 3011 nucleotides. It is a transcript of the gene DIPK1C, whose product is annotated as divergent protein kinase domain 1C. The record is from RefSeq and is a predicted model, not a curated record. NCBI's taxonomy places the organism in Eukaryota, Metazoa, Chordata, Mammalia, Primates, Cebidae.
GGGCGCAGGCGGCGGCGGGGCCGAGGCGCCUGCGGGGCUGGCGAUGGCGCGGACGGCGGGAGAGAGGGGCCGGGGCCGGGCCGGGUGGUGCGGGCGGCACCCGCGCUGCGGGCGGGGCGUGCUCCUCGCCUUCGCCGCGUGGACCGCGGGCUGGGUGCUGGCGGCCGCGCUGCUGCUCCGCGCGCACCCGAGCGUCCUCUCCGAGCGCUGCACAGACGAGAAGAGCCGGCGCAUCCUGGCCGCGCUGUGCAGGGACUACCGGCGCGGUGUGCUGGCUGGGGACCUGUGCGUGGACCUGUGCGUGGCGGGAAAGCUGCUCUUCCGACGCUGCCUGCAUCACAACAGGGGCAAGAAGGUGCUGCAGGCCGACUGGCGGGGCCGGCCUGUAGUCCUCAAGUCCAAGGAGGAGGCCUUCUCCAGCUUCCCACCCCUCGGCCUGUUGGAAGAAGAGGCAGGGGAGGGUGGCCAGGACGUACCUGAGGCGGAACUCCUCCUGAUGGUGGCCGGGGAGGUCAAGAGCGUCCUGGGCCUGGAGCUGUCCAACAGCAGCCUGGGGCCGUGGUGGCCGGGCAGGCGGGGGCCACGCUGGCGGGGACAGCUGGCCAGCCUGUGGGCCCUGCUGCAGCAGGAGGAGUACGUCUACUUCAGCCUGCUUCAGGACCUCAGCCCCCACGUGCUGCCCGUGCUGGGCUCCUGCGGCCACUUCUACGCUGUGGAGUUCCUGGCUGCGGGCAGCCCCCACCACCGGGCUCUCUUCCCCCUGGACCGGGCUCCGGGUGUCCCUGGGGGUGGCCAGGCCAAGGCCAUCAGCGACAUUGCGCUCAGCUUCUUGGACAUGGUGAACCAUUUUGACAGCGACUUUUCCCACCGCCUCCACCUCUGCGACAUCAAGCCAGAAAACUUUGCCAUCCGGAGUGACUUCACAGUGGUGGCUAUUGAUGUGGACAUGGCCUUUUUUGAACCUAAAAUGAGGGAAAUCCUUGAACAGAAUUGCACAGGAGAUGAAGACUGCAAUUUCUUUGACUGUUUUUCAAGAUGUGAUUUGCGAGUCAACAAGUGUGGAGCACAGCGCGUCAACAACAACCUGCAGGUCAUCUGUGACAAAAUAUUUCGCCAUUGGUUUUCCGCACCUCUCAAGAGCUCUGCAGUCUCUUUCCAGCUUCAGCUGCAGUUACAGGAGGCGGUGCAGGAAUGUGCAGACCCUGUGGUUUCCAGCGGGAACACCCAGAGAGCAGCCCCCAGCAUGUUCUGGAAGCUUCGCAGACUCCUCCAAGCCACACUGAGGGAGCUGCAGGAGGCAGAGGAGUAGACAAUUUCUGGCCUUAAACAAGCCCACACAGGAAAAAAGAGACCUUGAUGGAUUUCUUCUGUCAUCGUUUUAAAGAUGAGCCAUUUCCCUGUGCAAACCAGUGAUCUCUGGGGUGCUGUUCUGGCCUCCACGGUGUGGAGUGCCAAGUGCUGCUGCCAGAGACGUGCCUCCUUUGCUCUGGUCCUGCCCUGGCCUCUGACCUGUUGCCUGGUGUAAAAUGCGAUGAGGGAGGGGAUGGGGUACAGAGCAUUUUACUUCAGGGCUCUCUGUCAGAAGACACGAACCUGUGUGCAGUUGCUCAAUGCAGAGAGAACUUGCACCUGGUUUUCCCGGCAGAGUUCCAGCUGCUCCUCUGUCAAGUGUUACCACAUUAAAGUGUGUGUGCACGCAAAUAAACGUGUAUGCCUGUGCCUGGGUGCAGAUGAGCAUGUGAGCAUGUGUGAGUGUGCACACAUGUGCCCAUGAGUGUCUGCCUGUGUGUGUGCACAGGUGAGUGUGCUCAUGAGGCAUACGUGUGCCUGUGUGAAUGUGUAUACGAGUGUGAAUGGGUGUGUGCACAUGAGUGCACAGGUGUCAGCAUGUGUAUAAGUGUAGGCACAUGUACAUGACUCUGAGUGUGAGCAGCUGAGUGUGUUCGGGAUGCGUGUUAGGGUGGGAAGUGGUGCUUUCUCUAGUAUGUCCUCUGGAACAGCUUGUCUACCUAGUAAAGAAGUGUCACCUUUCUUUGGGAAUACAAUUUUAAAAAAUACAUUUUUAAGGAAUGUAAUUUGCAUUGCAGAGAGUGUGUAAUGGCUGGCAGCUUACAGUAUUUUUCAUUUUGUGGAAUCCACCAAGGUUAUGGAUGGGGCUUUCGGGAGCCACGUAUUGUACACACCGUCCCCUGAGCAGGAAUUGUAGGUUGGCUUGAUGUAGUGCUGUCUUCCCACUCGAGAGAAAUUUAAAGUAGAGUGAAUGCUGAGGUCAGCAUUGGCUCCAGGCAGGACCAGAGACCCGCAUCUUUCUUUUGUGGAUUGAAGAUCUAGUGAUAGGCAUCAACUCAUCCUGCAGCAUGAUAGGCUCAUCAGUGGUGAUCUCAAGGAAGCUUUUCCAGCAGAAGACAGACGGGGCAUGGCCAUGUGGAGCCAGUGAGCUUUCACUUAAAGGGACCUGGUUUCUACUUAUACCUGUGACCCACAAGUGCUCAACAAACCAACUGAUCACCCCUUUUAGGAAUCCCGUGAAAAGGGAAAUUGAGAAAGAUGAGAGAAUCCGGAAAUCAUGUUGGCGGGUUAUACAUUGGAGAAGACAUAUUAAUCUGACGUUUUAAAAGUCACAAAUUGACACAUUACAAAUGAUCUCUUAUCCUGGCCUGCAACCCCUUUCUAAACCUGAGAAAGGGGAGUGCCUUCUGCCGUACUUUGGGAUCCCCUUUACUGGCUCUGCCCCUCAGGGCACUCUGAGAAGUGAUGUGUGGGACUAGGUUGAUCAGAGGCCGCAGCUGUACAUUCUGCCUUCUCCAAGGGCCUGUUAGAAGGCCCGCAGCCGGCUGCUGUUCUUAUCCAUCACCACUGGGGAUCUUCCAAAUGACACCGAGUUCCACAGAGGGCCUCCUCUCCUCACGGACAGGAAGACUGGCUUUGCAGUUGUAUUUCUAUCAAGAAGAAAAAAAAAACCACGUCAGCCACCCUGUGGCACAAGUAAAUUAAAACCAAAGUUCCAGGGC